This is a messenger RNA of Peromyscus maniculatus bairdii (prairie deer mouse), 2500 nucleotides long. The record is from RefSeq and is a predicted model, not a curated record. NCBI's taxonomy places the organism in Eukaryota, Metazoa, Chordata, Mammalia, Rodentia, Cricetidae.
AUGACUGGAAACCAAGUGACAUUCUUCUGUCAAGGGCCCUUAGAGGCCAAGGAAUACCGUCUCUGCAAAGAAGGAAGUCCAGAUUGCUUGUUACCAACAACCCUAAGAGAAACCGAGAACUUGGUCAAAUUCUCUAUCUCAUCAGUUGAAUGGAACCAUGCAGGCCACUAUAGGUGUGAAUAUAAGAGUGCCAAUGGUGCAUUAGAACACAGUGACUACUUGGAGCUUGUGGUGACAGGAGUUCACCAGAGCAGUGUCACCCUGUCAGCCCUUCCCAGCCCAGUGGUGACCACAGGAGGAAAUAUGACCCUUCAAUGUGUGUCACAUCAUCCAUAUGACAGAUUCAUUCUGAUGAAGGAAGAUGAGAAGUUCUCCGCGGCUUUGCCCACACAGAAUAUACACCCUGAGCUAUUUGGUGCUCUUUUCAUAUUGGGUCCUGUGACCCCCAACCAGAGGUGGAGGUUCACAUGCUAUGGGUAUUACUCCAGCAGCUCCCAGCUGUGGUCAGUUCCCAGUCGCGUCUUAGAGCUUCUGGUCUCAGGGACCCUUCACAAACCCACCAUCUGGGCUCAUCCUGGCUCUGUGAUCACCUCAAGGAGUCCUGUUACCAUCUGGUGUCAGGCGACCCAAGAAACCCUCAUCUAUGUGAUAUAUAAAGAGGGAAGCCCGGGACCCUGGGACCAACAAGCCCCAAUACCCCACAACAAUAAGGCAAAACUCACCAUUCCAUCUGCGACACAAGUGCAGGCAGGCCGAUAUCACUGUUACACCUACACCUCUGUGGGAUGGUCACAGCGCAGUGACCCCUUAGAGCUGGUGGUGACAGUCCCUGUCCUGGCCCCUGGAGAGAACCUGACACUCAAGUGUUCCUCUGAGAUAAGUUAUGACAGAUUUGCUCUGUUCAAAGAGGGAGGAAGUGACCUCACUGAAGUUUAUGUUCAUCAGCCCCAGGCUGGACAUUUUCAAGCCACCUUCACCUUAGCCUCAGUGAAUUUCUCCAUUGGUGGUCGAUACAGAUGCCUUGGUGCACAGAGCUUCUCUUCUGAGUGGUCAGCCCCCAGUGACCCUCUAGACAUCAUGAUCACAGGAUACCUCCCUGUCACACCCAAUAUCUCAGUGCUUGCAGGCACUACUGUGUCCUCAGGAGAGAAUGUGACCCUGCUGUGUCAAUCAUCAGACCCAGUGGACACAUUCUUUCUGUUCAAGGAAGGUGCAGACCACCCCUACAUGCAACAAAGAGCAAAGUCUCAAUAUCUACAAUAUGAGGCAGAAUUCUUCAUGAGUGCUGUGACCUCAGCCGUUGGGGGUUCUUACAUAUGCUUUGGUUCUAACAGCUCAUCCCCUUACCUGUUGUCAUACUCUAGUGUCUCCAUCGAGAUCAUAGUCUCAGGACUGGUAAGCUAUCAAAAGACCGUGAUCGGAGUUUCUGUGGCCUUCUUCCUACUGUUCUUCCUCCUCACCAUCUCCCUUCUUCUCACACUCAGGCAUCAGAAGAAAAACAGAAAGGGAGUUCAGGCAAAGACUGACUUGCAGCCUCCUGCAGAUUCAGUAAACAGGGACAGAAGACUCCAGAACAGCUCCAGCCCAGCUCCUGCCACCCAGGAAGAAAUACUGUAUGCUACUGUGAAGGUCACAAAGCCUGCAGACAGCAUGGAGCUGGAUGUCCUGAGCCAACAUGAGGAAGUCCCCUCCAAAGACUUGUAUGCCCAGGUGAAGCCCUCGAGACUCAGAAGGACAGAGAUCACCUCUUCUUCUCUCAUGGCAAAGGAAUUAUUGGCCUCAAAUGACACACAGUCAAAAGCAAAUCAAGUGAUAGAUGAGCAGGCUGCUACAACAGAGGAGCCACAUGAUGUGACCUAUGCCCAGCUGUGCAUUGUGACCCCAAGACAGGGACAUGUGAACCUCCCACCUUCCAGGCAGAAAAGUCCAACCUGAGAACAUACUCUGGCCUCUACCGAUCCAGGGAGAUCACACUCUGCAUUCUGUGGGAGAGGGAGGAUUCAGGGAUGCCAGAAAACAAGAUCUGUCUCAGGUGUAUAGUCAUAGCACAGACAUGACCAGUCUUUAGGAAAUCCUGAGAAAUUUGAGGACUCUGAUUUUGUUGUCCCUGCAUUUUAUAAAAAAGGCAAAUGCUUUGUUAGUGACCAAUGCAUAAAAUGAGGAGAGAAGAAAGGAAUGAAGAAAGUUUCAUUUUUUGUGUUGUCUUUUAAUUUUCAUUUUUGAGAUUCCAUUAUAAUUACCGCAUUUUUCUCUUCCCUUCCUUCCUUCCAGACAUUUCCAUAGAUCCUUCUAAUUCAGGACCUCUUUUUUCAUUUAACACAUGUACAUAUGAAGAUGCAUGUAGAACAUUUUAAGCAUUUUUACCCUGAAUAUAUACCUUCUGUCAAAUAUAUCUCAAUAAAACUGAAAUUUGAAUGAUGAAGUCACAUUAAUAUAAUGUAGCAUGAACCAGAAUAAUUCAGAAUUGAUCUGAACAAGCAUGAAUAAGGGUCCUGAAAAU